Psammomys obesus (fat sand rat) is the source of this 8619-nucleotide messenger RNA. RefSeq names its product BTB domain and CNC homolog 2 (gene Bach2). The transcript has 7 exons. The coding region runs from base 474 to 2990 and encodes 838 amino acids. Gene Ontology annotation, biological process: regulation of transcription by RNA polymerase II. Gene Ontology annotation, molecular function: protein binding; RNA polymerase II cis-regulatory region sequence-specific DNA binding; DNA-binding transcription factor activity, RNA polymerase II-specific. NCBI's taxonomy places the organism in Eukaryota, Metazoa, Chordata, Mammalia, Rodentia, Muridae. The record is from RefSeq and is a predicted model, not a curated record.
UGCUCGCAUCCCGCGGGUCCAGCCCCUGCUGUCACUGUCUCCAGGAAGGAGAGGGGCUGAAGCUUCCAGCCCCGGACACCCAGCCGCGACUCGCAGCGGGCUCGUGGGCGGCCAGGCGACGUGCUCCUGGAUUUUCACCUUCGCUGUCUAGAGUCGUAGUCUCCGCCUGCUCAUUUCAUCUGCUGAGUGUAUUUAACUAAAAAGGCUGUCUGCUUCAGGAAGUGAGGAUUCUGGAACAAGAAGGACCUUCAGGAGCUGUUUCAUACUGUGACAUGUCUGAUCCCUUGUGCCUGUCCCUGCAGCAUGAACAAGGUGGACACUCACUGAUCUCUCACAAGGCUGCCUCGCCGAGCUGGGGGGUCCAUGUCUGAAUGGAUUGCUGUAGCCUUCUCAUCUCUUCCUCUGCCCAGUGCCCGGCAUCCUAAGACCCGAAGCCAGGACAGGAUCUGGGGAAAUUAUCUGGUUUGAACGGCAUGUCUGUGGAUGAGAAGCCUGACUCCCCCAUGUAUGUGUAUGAGUCCACAGUCCACUGUGCCAACAUCCUCCUGGGCCUCAAUGACCAGCGGAAGAAGGACAUUCUCUGUGACGUGACGCUGAUUGUGGAGAGGAAGGAGUUCCGGGCCCACCGGGCCGUGCUGGCUGCAUGCAGUGAAUACUUCUGGCAAGCACUGGUCGGACAGACGAAAGAUGACUUGGUGGUCAGCUUGCCUGAGGAGGUCACGGCCAGGGGCUUUGGACCACUGCUACAGUUUGCCUACACAGCCAAGCUGUUACUCAGCAGGGAGAACAUCCGAGAGGUCAUCCGCUGUGCUGAGUUCCUGCGCAUGCACAAUUUGGAGGACUCCUGCUUCCGCUUCCUGCAGACCCAGCUCCUGAACAGCGAGGAUGGCCUGUUCGUGUGCAGAAAGGACAGUGUGUGCCAGCGCCCUGAAGAGCACCAUGGGAACUCUGCGGGAGAAGAGGAGGAGGAAGACACAAUGGACUCAGAGACGGCUCGGAUGGCUUGCCCCACAGGCCAGAUGCUUCCAGACCCCAUUAGCUUUGACGCUACUACCAUCCCAGUAGCAGAGAAGGAAGAAGCCCUGCUACCUGAGUCUGAGAUCCCCGCAGACACCAAGGAACACUCAGAAAAGAAUGCAUUGACACAGUACCCUAGAUAUAAGAAGUACCAGCUUGCAUGUACCAAGAAUGUCUAUAGUGCACCCUCUCACAGUACCUCAGGGUUUGCAAGCACAUUCAGUGCAGACAGUCCUGGCAAUAGCCUCAAACCGGGGCUCCCCGUGGGACAGAUUAAAAGUGAGCCACCCAACGAAGAGACUGAAGAGGAGAGCAUCACACUCUGCCUUUCCGGAGAUGAAGCUGACAUCAAAGACAGACCAGGGGAUGUCGAGAUGGACCGAAAACAGCCCAGCCCUGCCCCUACCCCCAGCACCCCUACUGGAGCCACCUGCCUAGACAGAUCCAGGAGUGUGUCCUCGCCUUCCUGUCUCCGGUCUCUGUUCAGUCUAACAAAAGGCGUGGAGUCGUCUGGCCUGCCCAGUACAUCUCAGCAGCACUUUGUCAGGAGUUCAGCAUGCCCUGUUAACAAGGGGAUCUCUCAGGGUGACCUUAAAACUGAUUACACCCCUUUCACAGGGAAUUACGGACAGCCCCACGUGGGCCAGAAAGAUGUGUCCAACUUCACGAUGGGGUCGCCACUCAGGGGGCCUGGGCCAGAGGCUCUCUGUAAGCAGGAGGGAGAGCUGGACCGGAGGAGUGUCAUCUUCUCCUCUAGCACGUGUGACCAAGCGAGCACUCCAGUGCAUCCAUACUCUGGGGUGAGCAGUUUGGACAAAGACCUCUCCGAGCCGGUGCCAAAAAGCCUAUGGGUGGGAGCUGGCCAGUCCCUGCCCAGCUCCCAAGCCUACUCCCACAGUGGACUGAUGGCCGACCACUUGCCAGGAAGGAUACGGCCCAACACCAGCUGCCCGGUGCCAAUCAAAGUCUGUCCCCGUUCACCUCCACUAGAGACCAGAACCAGGACCUCCAGCUCCUGCUCCUCCUACUCCUAUGCAGAGGAUGGGAGCGGGGGCUCCCCCUGCAGCCUCCCUCUCUGUGAGUUCUCCUCCUCACCCUGUUCCCAGGGAGCCAGAUUCCUUGCCACAGAACAUCAGGAGCCAGGCCUGAUGGGAGAUGGAAUGUACAACCAAGUCCGACCCCAAAUUAAAUGUGAGCAGUCUUACGGAACCAAUUCCAGUGACGAGUCUGGAUCAUUCUCGGAAGCAGACAGUGAGUCGUGUCCCGUGCAGGACAGGGGCCAGGAGGUUAAACUUCCUUUUCCUGUAGAUCAGAUCACGGACCUUCCCAGGAAUGACUUCCAGAUGAUGAUUAAAAUGCACAAGCUAACCUCAGAGCAGUUGGAGUUUAUUCACGACAUCCGGAGGCGGAGUAAGAACCGCAUUGCCGCUCAGCGCUGUCGCAAGAGGAAACUGGACUGCAUUCAGAAUUUAGAAUGUGAAAUAAGAAAGCUGGUGUGCGAGAAGGAAAAGCUGUUGUCCGAGAGGAAUCAGCUGAAAGCGUGCAUGGGGGAGCUCCUGGACAACUUCUCCUGCCUCUCGCAGGAGGUCUGCCGAGACAUCCAGAGCCCGGAGCAGAUCCAGGCCCUGCACCGGUACUGCCCUGUCCUCAUACCCAUGGAUCUUCCCGGAGCCGGUGUGAACCCCCCUCCUCUGGGGGUUGAGCAGAGCCUUGCACCCUCCCAGUGUGCAGGAGGAGGAAAUGUCCCUUGCUGCCUGGAGCCAGGGGCCACUCCCCCUGGGCUUCCCUGGGUGCCCAGCAACACCUCUGAGAAUUGCACCUCUGGGAGGAGGUUGGAAGGUACUGAUCCUGGGACCUUCUUGGAAAGAGGCCCUCCUCUCGAAGCCAGGAGCCAGUCAGUGACGGUGGACUUCUGCCAGGAAAUGACUGAGAAGUGUACAACAGACGAACAGCCCAGGAAAGAUUAUGCCUAGCCAGUAUGAUGGGCUCUGCCCCCAGGCCCUCACACCUCUCCCAUCUGGGUCCUCCAGCCAGCGGCUCUGUUCAUCUGAGUCGUGAAGAACCAAGAGCGACUUUGGUGCACACUACAGCAGUCUUAGCAGCAAUACUGUUCCGAAGUAUUUCCUCCUCUCUGCAAGCAGGAGUGCUGGUUACCUUCACAAUGGUGCUACCCCUUGCCCUGGCAAGGAAGACAGCAGUGUGACACUGUCUGUCUGCGGGUUAAUUGCAAACUUCACAGGGAUAGACUACACCUCUAGGACCCAACCACGGAUUUUUUUUCUCAGUGGCCCAUGUCACAAACCCUAUCUCAGGAAUUUCUUCUGAAUGUUCAAUUUUUUUCAUUGAAGACAGCUUCUAUACACAUCAAAGUUUUAUAGCUAUACUGUACAUAUUAUAUAUAAUAUAUAUGAAAUAUAUAUCCAUAUGCAAACGUCCUGCAUGCCUCAAUUUUCUCAUCCUAAAACUGGAAACUUCGUUUAUCAUUUACAGACAGGUUCCAACAUUCCUCUUUUUGUCUCUGAUGCCAGAACUGGUUUUGUAGCUGUCAACAUGGUCAUUUUUCUUGCUUCACAGUUCAGUUUCAACCUGUACUUAUUUACAGACAGAAUUCAGUGUUGGAAGCAUUUUCUCAAGGGUCAAUCCUGUCAGACCUUUUUGCUUUUGUUGGCUUGGUUUCGCCAGCUCCAAUGUGUCAUGGUCUGUUCUUUUCUCCUGUGUCUUUGCAGACACUGCACAGCAACGGUCGACUCUGCCACUUGCACUGAGUUUUGAGUCAAACCUAUUUUCUUAAAUGAAGUUGUAACUUCAGUAUAACUCAAGUAUAUUGUAUAUUCUUUGCUUUUAGUUUAAAAGGAAGACAUUUUAGCUAAUUAAAAAGCACUCAGGUGAUAAUUAUGUAGGAAAAAAAAACAAUCUUGCCAAAUAAUGAACCCAUCCUAGGAUGUGUACACAGUAAUCUGCUUGAAUAUUUUUGUAGCUCCCUCCCUCCCCACCUUUCCCUAAAUUGAGGCGCAGGUAAUCCAGAGCUGACACUGGAUGUCCGAUUCCUCCGUGGGGAAAGGGUUCGAUGGCCGCAGGACGUCGUGUCACAAGAGCCUGCGGUGGUGGGGUAGAACUCCAUGGCCACUGGUGGAGAGACCAAGGGAGAACCGUUUCCUUACCCAGGGAGGGGUCCCGUUGAUGUCAGCGUUUCAUUCUGGCCUCCCGCUUACACUGCUCAGAAAUGUCACGCGGUAGCACCUGCUCCUUGGAAGGGCACAGCUAACCAGCCACCCAGCUUUCAGCCCAGGCCCAGCCUCCAGGACAUCUUAAGACCUAAGGGGACUUGAACCACAAGCCUCACCUGUAGGUGGCAGCCCCUGGAUUAAUUGAACUCACUGAGAGUAGGGAAGGACAUGGCAGAAUGGAGCCUGAGGUCCACAUGGGCAGAGGCUAAUGCAUUUUUUUUUCCUUUUCAUUCUUCAGAUGUUCUCUGUACUCUGAGGCUCGUUCCCCCUCCCGCAACCCAGACUCUUGUCUGAAAGCUGCUUCAUUCAAGGCAUUGGACAGCUAGCCCUAGGGGCCCUCUGCCCUCCCCCCCAAGUCCUCCAUCCUACCCACCCCCCACCCCCACACUCACCCUUCCCUUCCCCAGGUAAUAAUCUGCUUCCCUUACUGAAAACUAGUCGGUUUGCAAAUCUGGAGAUGGUCCCCUGGUCCCAAGCCGUGUUUACAGGGAGGUGUGCCCCAGGGGGGAGUCAGUUACCUCCCAAGCGGUCUCCACCUCCUGCUCAGCAGCCGGAAACCACUCCAGCUGUGCCAGGUUGUCCGCGACAGUCUGCUGUUGGGAGAGGGAGAGGAGAAUACACGAUGGUUGACUUUGUUUCUUCUUCAUCUGUGCCAUUGCUUUGGACAGUAGUAAAGCUGCAUGUAAAAGGGGAAAUUAGUGUAUGACUAGUAGGCAAAGGUGAGACCCUAGUAACAUGUUCUAGUAUUAACUUCGUCCUGUACCUGUAGUAGUGCUAACUGUUUAAGUACGUACGAAUGCCACAAGUUGUUGGUCCAUGCCGUAGAGUGAAGGGGGAAAUUACUUCUUUUAAAAUAGGUCCAUUUUUAGAACAUGCCUCUGGUUUUGAGUGUGUGUGCACGCGAGCGUGUGCACGUACAGAUUUUGAUAAAGCUGUGUUGGAGCUGCCAUCUUUGUUACACAGUUGGUGUUUCUUGGUCUCCCCUAAGGGUUCCGUGUGUCACCAGGAAGCUCAUCCUCAUGAACUGAUGUAAAGCUAGCAUUCAGCUCCAUGUGAAUCUCGUGAUGCUCACAGCUGCCUAAUAUGCUGUAGGAGUCGGCAGACAGUAUUUUUUUAACCCUUUUAUUGCCUUUUUAAGUGACCUCUUCUAAAGAAACAGAAAGGCUUGUUUUCUGUUCAGGCCAUGACCACUGCAGAGCAGCCUCUGGGCCUGUUUCAUGCUGUCCCGGCUUUGUUUAGCUGUAGCCUUGCCACAUUCCACAGUUUACCCCCACCCCGAGUUUCUGUUGCCAGUAGGUCAUUUUGAGAGUUGGGGGGUCUGGGAGUCAGGUCUCCUCAUUUCCCUCCACCCUAACUCAGCUCAUUUUUCUCCCUCAUUUUCUUUUCCUCUUCUUCCACACAGUCUCUGCCAUGGGAACUAGUAUUUUUAGAUUACUCUAAAAACUUCUACUUCUUUGGGUCCCCCCACCACUACCUUUGGUAUUUUUAACGAGUAAUUUCAUUCAGUAUCCACCAGGAACAACAACUGGCUUUGUAUAAUUACUUACGGGACAUGUCUGUGUCUUUUACUGUUCCAAACCAUUACUUUUUAAAAUUGUUUCUGAGUUGAUUCAAAGGGAGGGUUCACUGGGGACCAGAAUCUAAAUUCUUCAAGUAGAAUUCAGAAAUCCCCAAUCUGCCCUUCCCUUGGAUCCCUCAGUCAACCUCAUUCCCUCUACAGAAAAGAGAGGGAAGAGACCAGAAGAGAGCAUUUGCAGUUUAAGGGGACAUUUAGUUGCGUGUUUGAAGGUCUUUUCUUUCAAAGAUAAAGGACACUCCAAUCAUAGGCUUUUAGGAGAGCCACAGCCCGGUCGGGUCUCCCAAAGGCUGGGGUGUGAAUGGGUCAUGGUCCAGGGCUAGUACAGGUGACUGUAAGAUUCAUAACAUCCUACCCAAACUCAGCUCUUCCCUGGGAGCAGCCUUUGUCUCUGAACAGCCUCCUUCAGCUUGCCCAGGUUAAAGGCAGGAGUGUGCUCCGAGGUGUGUGUUUGUUUCUCUGCAUUAUCUGGGGGUGCCUUGAAUCAAGUCGAGCUUCCUGACUUACUGAUUCUGGAACAAAGCAGUUGUAAACACUUUCUCUAAAGCUGGCAAGGUGGCUAGGCCAUCAACUUCUCUCCUGGUUCCCCAACUCAGGCGUCUGGGUGGUGCUGCAGUGGAAAUCGUUAUUUUUAUGUCAUCCAGGUAGUUUAUUUAGGCUUUCUCAAGGUGUGCUGCUUUUACCGUGCACUAUAAUUUUGCAUGUGGUCCGUGCACUGCUUUUCGAAGGAAGUUAAGAGCCGCUAGGAGCUAGUGUGCUGACUGCCUCUCCUUAGAGGGCUCCAGAGCAACCCAGGACCUGUGGGGAGGACUGGCUAAAGCCUACACUUCUCUCUAGCUUCAGUACUUUAUGAUUACCACUGAAGAAGAAAAAGACAAAGCAGACAAAGGUUUGAAAGUAUAAACCUUUUCAGAAAUCGCCAAGUCUUGCCCCAGGGGCAGCUCAGCAUCCAGUGGACACACAGUCCUUCAAAAUGAGUUGGUCUGUGAAGCUGCUUAGAGUCUAUUUGAUUGCAGAUUCCUACGCGCUGUGACCCAUUUAAACUAAGCUGUUUACCGAUGGCUUCAAACUGCUCCACGACUGCUUACAAUAUAGAGGGACUCCCAGAUCUAAAACAGAGCAAAAACCAAGGUUUAUUCACAGAUCUCUCUCCAGCUCUCCUCCCCACGCCUCCACCUCUCUCUCUCUCUCUCUCUCUCUCUCUCUCUCUCACACACACACACACACACACACACACACACACACUCACACACACCAGACUAAAGAAAAGGAUUAUUUUAGAAGAAUAAAGCUCUUUGUUGUAUCAUUAGUAUUUACUUGAGGAUUUUGUUGCAGAUUCCAUUUCUGGCAAGUCGGUCCACAAUGCCUUGUGGGGUUGGUAUUCAUAAAGGAAGUCUGUGCAUGGAGAUAUUUUGUGUUCAAAAUGUAUAAUACUGCCCGAGCCAUCUCACGACCCAAGUGUCAAAGACUGAUGCUGUAGCAUAGGAUAUAUUUGUGCAUAAAUAGUGUGUGCAAAUAGUACUUGUACAUUGAAGAGACUUGUCGUAGCAGAUCAAAGGUCAAUUAUUCAACUGAUGGUGCAAAAACAGUACUUGCAAAGUAAUUGUAUAGUAUUUUCCUACACUCCACCCUGGGAGAUCAUAUUUAUAACAAGUGAAUGAUUAGUGCAUUUGAAUUGUAAUAUGAAAUGAUGCUGCCAUUUUGUGAAGAAUAUCCACUGGGUUGCAGAGGCCAACUUUUAUAGCUUUGGUUUUAUGUUGUGGCAUGGUGUAUGCUUUUCUCUAUUAAGCAAUGGAUAAACUCUUGGCUUUCAUUCUCAUUCCAGUUUAUUGACCUCAGAUGAAACAAUGGCUAUUCAUGGAAGUGUGUCAAGACCCCUCGUUUCAGGUAGACUCACACUCAGUGCCAAACGCUCCCAUGGGAAUAAUCAAACGUUUAUCAGGAGAGAGUGAAGGGACUUGGACAAAAAUGGGUUUUCCUAUUAAUGGGUGCUAAAUCUUCUACCAAACACAUCUCUGGGGGCAAAGAGUUGGCCUCCGCUUGGGUCCUAACAGUGAAUAUUUUGUCUGUGGCAACGCUGGGAUGCCCAUUUACACUCUGACACAGAGCCUGGCACUUGUAAUGAAUUAUCAGGAAGAUUACAGAUGCAUUUGGGAGCUUCGGGUACUCGUUAGACACAGUGAGCCAUUCAAGGCAAGAGGGCCUGUGAGAAUUUGUUCCAGAACCAGUCUGAUGCGCGUGCACCUCUGAAUUAUGCCUUACAGACUCCAGAGGCCAUAUGCAAAACAGGGUCUUCUCAGUGUAUGCAAGGGGCUCAGCCCCUCCUCUCCUCCUCCCCAGCUCGAACAAUAUGGACAGUUUUCACACAUAUCUACCUGUAGAACCCUCCGUACCUCUCAUAACUGGUCAACGACUGUAACAGGUUACAUCAGGUGUUUUUCUACAUACUUUUUACACAGAUUCUAUGCGAUUAAUGUAACUUAAUUCAACGCAUCAUUUUAUUGUACAAGUUCUUACGCUUGGCCUUAUUUUUUCCUAAGUGAUUGUGGUUUUGUGGUUUUUCUUGUGGUUUUCUUGUAAAGAUAUUGAGAUGGCUGUUGAUGCUUAUUCUCUGUAACUAAGAAUUUUUACCUUUUUGGGAAAAAGCAUUGCUAUGGAUUAAUGAAUUGAGACUUCAUUUACUUGUUGUAAAUACACUAUUGUGCAAAAAAAAAAAUCACUCAAUUGAAUUGCUAGUGUUAACUGAAUUUGUCUAGACGCCAUUUCUGUUGAUGAAAUAAAGACAUAUCAUCCUGCAUU